Messenger RNA from Onychostoma macrolepis, 3114 nucleotides. RefSeq names its product T-box transcription factor 1 (gene tbx1). Gene Ontology annotation, molecular function: RNA polymerase II cis-regulatory region sequence-specific DNA binding; DNA-binding transcription factor activity, RNA polymerase II-specific. Gene Ontology annotation, biological process: positive regulation of DNA-templated transcription; regulation of transcription by RNA polymerase II; cell fate specification. The record is from RefSeq and is a predicted model, not a curated record. The transcript is spliced from 7 exons. Lineage: Eukaryota; Metazoa; Chordata; Actinopteri; Cypriniformes; Cyprinidae. The coding region runs from base 1091 to 2476 and encodes 461 amino acids. Gene Ontology annotation, cellular component: nucleus.
GCUCGCUCAGUUUGUUGAGAAACUUUCAGUUGACGCCAAAGACACGUGUGUUUCACUAUUGCAAAUAUAUUCAACACAGCACGUUCCGUCUAUUUGAAUCUAUUUACGCCCGACGCACUGAAUAAAUAAAACGCCGCGCGCUAAUUUGUACAGUAGCUACCCAGAAACGCAACUAGAAUUUCCCCCCGAGUUACGCUUCAGCUACAACUUGUAAAACAGGCUAGUCAUUGCCUGCUCCUCAAAUAACACAAACCAUACAUUAAGCGUGUGCGGUGCAAACCGAAGCUUGUCACAGAAAUCUAGGAAACUCAGAUUCCAGAAGGAUGAGCCUGUCAGUCGAGCGGUGGCGCGGAUAAAACUGAUGGCAAAAACAAAUUGCGAACAAAAGGAAAUAGCAUUCUAGAAACGGACCGGAUAGUCGCUCCUUCGCGACUUUAGUUGUUUGUCCGUGUUGCGCGGGUGUUUGUUUGCUUUGCGAAAAAAAUGCAGCCUACUCUCCGUCGUGCCAGCUAACCAGUCUAUUGUUAGAGGAGGGCGGUGUGGGCGAUACACUUAUCCAAAAGUAAAUGGGUGCCGGAAAGCCCAUUAUAAGGGGCGCACUUCUCUGUCAAUCAGUCUCGUCCCAAGGCGAGGAAAGGCACAUUACCUGCAGUUCCUUAUCUAAAUAGAAAUAAGAACCGGUUUUAUCGCAAAGGGGAGGCCCUAUGCGAAAGAUAAGAGAGAAGUCUGGAUUUCAGUUUAGCAGAGGGGCAGGACAGAGGCCGCUUGGAACAGCUCACAGCGCGCAAGCCUUUGAAAACAACGGAGCGCCAAUACGCACAAGUUUAGAUCGUCUACAAAGCCAACUAGGAAGGCGUUUUUACAGAUUUAAGGCAAUUCUAACGCGGCUUUUCAUCUCAACUGCUUCACCUAGGCAAUAUGCGUUAACCUAGAAGGAGACCGAGUUCUUGGAUUCACGCGGCACACUAUCACUUGGGACGUCGUGAAGUUACUUUCUCUUUGAUAAUCAUAUAGGCGAACCCCUGCGUUCACUUGCAUAUUGUUGCUGUUGAACUCGAGUCCUGCGCAAAUUGUAAACCCGGUUUUUGGAAUGAUUUCAGCAAUAUCAAGCCCGUGGCUGACGCAGCUGUCCCAUUUUUGCGAUGUUGCAGCCUUCACGACCAGCAGCCUGAGCAGUCUCAAUACGCCUGGGAGUUACCAUCUCUCUCCUUCCCCUGGGGAUCCAUACAGCCACCAUGAAAGCCAGUUUGAGCCGUGCCCUGCAGCCCAGCACGGCUACAGCUAUUCCGGAUCCAACCCAGCGCAGGCCCCGGCGCAGACGGACACCGGAGCGUCCAACUGCUCCUCGUCGUCGUCGUCAAGCUCAACGCCGAACAAAACGCUGGUGAAAAAGAACCCUAAAGUAGCCAAUAUUAAUGUACAGUUGGAAAUGAAGGCGCUCUGGGAUGAAUUUAAUCAACUUGGGACUGAAAUGAUUGUCACAAAAGCUGGGAGACGAAUGUUUCCUACAUUUCAAGUCAAAAUAUUUGGAAUGGACCCAAUGGCAGAUUACAUGCUCCUGAUGGAUUUCCUACCGGUGGAUGAUAAACGAUACAGGUAUGCCUUCCACAGUUCAUCGUGGCUGGUGGCGGGGAAAGCUGAUCCAGCGACUCCAGGAAGAGUGCACUAUCACCCCGACUCACCUGCCAAAGGAGCGCAGUGGAUGAAACAGAUCGUUUCCUUCGAUAAACUAAAACUAACCAACAAUCUACUGGACGACAAUGGACAUAUCAUACUGAACUCCAUGCACAGAUACCAGCCCAGAUUCCACGUGGUGUACGUGGAUCCUAGGAAAGACAGUGAGAAAUACGCCGAGGAAAAUUACAAGACAUUUGUUUUCGAGGAGACUAGGUUUACCGCCGUCACAGCGUAUCAAAACCACAGAAUAACGCAACUGAAAAUCGCCAGCAAUCCGUUUGCCAAGGGCUUCAGAGACUGUGAUCCGGAGGACUGGCCCAGGAAUCACAGGCCGGGCUCUCUGCAAAUCAUGAGUGCGUUUGCUCGAACCAGGAACCCCAUGUCCUCUCCCCCACAGCAGAACGGCACAGAGAAAGAAGACAGCAGGAGAGAAUACGAGCGUGACCCCAGCGGCACUUCCCUUCAUUCGGACCCCACUCACCAGCUGAUGUCCCGAGUCCUCAGCCCAGCCCUUCCAGUCCUUGGCGGCCUGCACACUAUGCCUCUCACAGCCGGCCCUCGCAGCCCACCCCACGAGCUACGCCUGGAAGGACACCCACAACCCCCAGACACCCUGCACCAUCAUCCAUACAAAUACCCAACCACCUACGAACACUAUCUGGGAGCCAAAACCCGGCCGUCCCCGUAUCCCUCACCGAGCAUCAGAAGCCACGGUUACCACCCUCACAUGAACCCAGCCACGGCCAACAUGUACUCUGCAACGAGCGCGCCGACUAAUUACGACUACGCUCCCAGAUAAUGACUCCAUUGGCACUCCAAAUCGGAUUCAGACCGAGAGCCGUACUGAGAAAAUACACACAAACCUUGAGUCCCAGACUCACAAAACAUGUUGAGUUUUGGGUCGGGCACAUCUUUUGCAGUGGCUUCUAACCGCUGGAAAGAGAAGCGGUCAUAUUUAUUGACGGGAGAAAUGUCACAAAUGUCCUUGUGGAGCAUUAGGAUGAGCCCUGUGGACCUAACAUUAGCUCUGGAUGGCAGGGCACCUGGAAACUACAGUAUAACUAGUGUUUGGAGCAAGGAGGAGGACAAAGACUUCUUUAGACAAAUAAUGCAUUAUCACGGACUGGAAUUGAACUUUUGUGUUGGAUGCACUUUUUGUUUUUGCUUUUAAAAAGCCAUAAAUUAUAUAUCACCCUUGAGCCAUUGAGCUUCUAGAUAGAUGGAAUAUUUGCAUGUUGCGCUGUUUUGAAGGUGCUGAAAAGCCCCGAAAUGUUUGUUUUUUUUCCUGGUUGAAAAUGAAUUUUUGCUAGACCACCUUUAGCAGGUCCGUGAAGCUUGUAACGUGGCACUGACGUACAGCAAUUCAAAUAAAUAAAUGAACAGAAUGACUGUGCUGAACUUGUAAAAUAAACAUUAAAUAUUUUACCUUUAAACAUG